Molecule: messenger RNA, 379 nt
Organism: Callorhinus ursinus (northern fur seal)
Lineage: Eukaryota; Metazoa; Chordata; Mammalia; Carnivora; Otariidae
Gene: PSCA
Product: prostate stem cell antigen
Cellular component (GO): plasma membrane
Source: RefSeq, a predicted model, not a curated record
AUGGGAGUGGGGACAAGGCCAGUGGGUGCUGUUGGCAUCGUGACAGUCAUUAGCAAGGGCUGCCGCUCACACUGUGUGGAGGACUCGCAGAACUACUACACAGACAAGAAGAACAUCACGUGUUGCUCCACUGACCUGUGCAACGCCAACAGGGCCCACGCCCUGCAGCCAGCUGCUGUCACACUCACACUGCUCACCGCUCCCGGUGGCCUGCUGCUCCGGGGCCCCAGCAGGCUGUAGGAUCCGGGAGGACCCCACUGUGACCCACACGGGCUCUCGGUGCCCAGGGGCCCUGGAGCACUCUUUGCACACACCUGGCCCAGUUGAGGCCCCUCCUAGACCCUAACUCAGGUGGCCCAUGCCCCUCUGCCUUUUCCAG